Pygocentrus nattereri (red-bellied piranha) is the source of this 1985-nucleotide messenger RNA. It is a transcript of the gene myct1a, whose product is annotated as myc target 1a. The transcript is spliced from 2 exons. Gene Ontology annotation, cellular component: nucleoplasm. Bases 207 to 848 code for a protein of 213 amino acids. NCBI's taxonomy places the organism in Eukaryota, Metazoa, Chordata, Actinopteri, Characiformes, Serrasalmidae. The record is from RefSeq and is a predicted model, not a curated record.
GAGAGACAGAGAGAGAGAGAGAGAGAGAGAGAGAGAGAGAGAGAAGAGAGAGGGGGUAAUCAGACACAUGCGUCCAGAAACAGAGCACAAAAGAGAAGCAGACAGGAGGAUUCAGGAGGAGCAAUAAACAAGAGGAGAGGAGGAGUGAGGGAGCAGGAGGAGGCGGAUUGAAUGUGCUUCUUUCUCCUCUGUGUGUGGAAGGAGCGAUGGCCGAUAACAGCACUCAUCCCAUUCUGGAAAUACUGCAGUCCUUCGGCUUGAGGGAUCUGAUUCUGGCCUUCUGUCUCUCCAUGGUGGUUGGUUUGGUGCUGGGCGCUCUGGUGUAUGUGACCUUGACCUGGAUGUCCCGUCGACGGGCUUCAGCCACCAUCACCCGUCUGCCCUCGUCCCGCUGUGUUGGCCGCUCAUCAUCAUCCUCUUCCCCACGCUCCCGUGCCGCGUUUGGCCGCCACAACAGUGCCCACGACCGCCGCAGCAACAACAGCCUGGCCAGCGCCGCCUUCUCCUUCCACCGGCAGGCCUCAUGCUCCUCCCCCACAAGCGACCAGGCCGACCUGCUGGGCCGCAAAUCCAGCUUCAGGGCCUCCACCUUCCAUCCCCUUCUUCAGUGCAGUCAGAUAGCCCGUGAGGCGGAGGAGGGUAGCCAAGGCAGCCUGCCCCGCACCCCCACCCUCAACAAUAACCCCACAGCCACUGGCUCAACCACCACGGUCAGCUCCAUGGUCACCCCUCCCAGGGCCAGACCAAGACCGGACUCUUUUUGGGGGAACAACGGUCUGAGGGGUGUCCAAACCCCUCCACCAGCUUAUGAGAGCAUCAUACGGGCCUAUCAGGAAACCUGCACUUGAGCCAUGGGUAAGAGGUGACAUAUGGAAGAUGAAGAGGUCCACAGACUUGGAAAAGGGAAAGGACGAGAUGAUCUGAAGAAGAAAUAAAUGACUGUGAAGAUGAUGGACCUGAAAGGACCCAGGACAUUUUUAAUUUUUAAGGGUUUUACAAUAAAAUUGAACAAGAUUGAUUAUUUUCAAUGAGAUUGAUGCUACCAGUCGAAGUAUAAACAUUUAUUAAAGAGAUGUUCUAUGGAAUGGCUAAUAACACUCAAAAUGUAAUUAUCCAUGGCACUCUUCUUACAAUUAAAAAGCCUUUAAUAUAAGCCAGUUUUAUAAUAUUGCUAUGGAGAACAAGUAAGAUAAGUCUUUCUUAUCUUUUGUCCAUAGCCAUGUUAUAAUAAAGGCCUUAUUACAUCAAAUUCUUAUGAAAGACUUUAUUAUGACUUGGCUAAGGACACAAACUAAUGCUUUUCUUUGUCUAUAGCCAUAUUAUAAUAUGAUCUUUUUCAUUCUAAGAAGAAUGUCUUAGACAUUUGAUUUGCGCAGAGAUUUAAUGCUUAGUUUUCAAUGCAUUGUUAGUGCUGUGUAUGCUUAUGUGUGUGAAAGAAUGAAAAAAGACAGAGGGAGAGAGGGAGAGAGAGAGACACAGAGAGAGAGAGAGAGAGAGCGAGAGAGAGAGAAAGAGAGAGACAGAGAGAGAGAGAGAGAGAAUAAAGGCCAUGGGACUCUGACCCACAAAAAAACAACAUUCUAAUGUUGGCAGUCAUUUUCACACAGUUUCAAAAUAAGAACUGACAAGCCAAACAAACUAGCAUGAAUAGAGGGGGAGAACAUUCUACAACAGUGUGAAUACACGGAACACUCUAGAAAGGCAUGUAUUGGAGGACAACAUUCUAGAACAGUAUGAAUAGCAAAAACAUUAUAGAUCAGCAUGAAUGGGGAAAACAUUCUAGAUCGGUGUGGAUGGGGAAGACAUUCUAGAUUGUUGUGGAUGGGGAAAAUGUUCCAGAUUAGUGCAAAUGGGGAAAGCAUGGUGGUUGGUUAGUGUAGUGGCUAACACCUCUGCCUUCUACACCUUAGACUGGGGUUCAAUCCCCACCUGGAUAAGCACCUUACACUAUACCAAUAAGAGUCCUUGGGCAAGACUCCAAAACA